GUUAGUGAUGUACUCGAUCUUGCUCUGAAUUUAUUUAUUAAGUUCCACAAAUCUCCUUCUUGCUUAUUAUUUUUAUUGAUUUUAUUACAAACAUUUAUCCGUUAAAUUUUCGAAAGUGUGUUACAAUCAAUGGAGCUCAUUCACUAAUUUCUAAACUGUAUUAACCAUUCCAAGUUACUCUAACUCAAAACCUCUUUUCAAUCAAUUCUUUUAUACUAAUAUUCACUGACUUAUAUCGCGAAUGGAGGACGAUAGUCUGGAUAGAGCUUUACAAUAUGCUAUAUUAGCAUUACUUGAUGUAAAACCAAAAGACCCUAUUAAAUUUUUAGCAACUCAUUUUCAAAUGGAAUGUGAAACCAAUUUGGUUGCUAAAGCUGUAUAUUUGCUGCAGGAUAUGACUAUAUAUCACCCUGCUUUAGAAGAACGUUUAUUAAAAGCGUAUGGUACUAUAUGCCAGUACAGUGAAGAAGAAGGUCUCACUGGUGACAUAUACACUGAUCUUUUAGUAAAAUUAAUUGCCGAUUCACCUGCAUACCAGAAAGAUAAUUUUCUUCAGCAUUUACAAUGUCAAAGUACUGAAUAUGUUUCUUUCGACGUAUUUCGCUCUGGAGUAUUAACUUCAAUUUUGUUCAAUCAGUUCGUGUUGGAAGUUAAAUUACUAUUUACUAAACUUUGUAUUGAAAACCAUGAUUCAGCUCCAGCAUUUUUAUGCAAAAAAGCCUUGAGAAAAAUGAGUAAAUGCCUUACUGAAGCUGCUAAAAGAUCUAUUAGUAGUGUAGAAGGGCCUUGCACUCUGGGAAUUGCUGAAUUAAGUUCUCCUAUUCGUAAGAACUUAACAAAAAAUUUGCCUACAGCAGAUUAUGUAAAAAUAAAUACAUUCUUAUCUGAGUCAGUUGAAAUAUUUUUGAGAGAAGUUCCUAAAAUUAAACUCUAACAGUGUUCUCAUUAUUUGUUAUUCGUUAGAAAUUUAAGAUAAAAUGAUACAAUUUAUACUCUGUAUUUUCCUUAUUUUAUGAUAUUAUUUCUCCUUUUUUAAGAAUAUUGAUAAAAAUGAGAUGAUAAUAACUUUUAGGAAAUUAAUUUUAUAUUUUAUUUUUCUCGCAAACAUUGCAGAAUU
Molecule: messenger RNA, 1117 nt
Organism: Argiope bruennichi
Lineage: Eukaryota; Metazoa; Arthropoda; Arachnida; Araneae; Araneidae
Exons: 1
Coding region: 242-934 (230 amino acids)
Biological process (GO): protein polyglutamylation
Molecular function (GO): microtubule binding
Source: RefSeq, a predicted model, not a curated record